Molecule: messenger RNA, 2598 nt
Organism: Labrus mixtus (cuckoo wrasse)
Lineage: Eukaryota; Metazoa; Chordata; Actinopteri; Labriformes; Labridae
Product: interferon-induced protein 44-like
Exons: 9
Coding region: 179-1171 (330 amino acids)
Source: RefSeq, a predicted model, not a curated record
CAAAAAAACAGCCGAUAAAGAUCUGAACGGUCAUUUCUCGGAAAUCAGGGGGCUUAACAGAAUCACACAAAAGAAAAAAAGUGAAAUGAAAGUAAGAAACCCUAUCCUAUAAAAAGCCGGACAAGCCUGCACAUUUGCAGAGUCACUCCAGAACAUCCAGAGCAUCACAAGAAAAGAUAUGGGAGGAAAAGAAUCCAAACCACCCACACCUCCACCUUCUCCUUGUUUAAGACAGCCAUGGAGGCCUCUGCUGACGAGCACUGAGGACAAUCUCAACUUCAUGAAAUCUUACCAACCUCGAAACAAAGGAAUCAAACAUCUCAGGAUUCUGCUUCAUGGACCGGUCGGUGCCGGCAAGUCCAGUUUCAUAAACUCUGUUGAAAGUGCUUUGAGAGGCGUUGUCACAGAUCAAGCUGAGACGGAUGCGACCUCUGGGAGCAGCUUCACCCUAAAGUACAAAACAUACAACUUCCAGAAAGAUGAUCAGAGCUUCUAUUCUAUUGUUUUCAACGAGAUCAUGGGCGUUGAGAAAGACGACAACAAUGGAGUCCAGGUGGAAGAUAUCAAACUGGCCCUGCGGGGACGUGUGGAAGAUGGUUACAAGUUUCGUACUAAUGGCCCACUGACAGAGAAUGAUCCGGGCUACAACUCCAAACCCUCUCUGGAUGACAAAGUCCACGUGCUGGUCUGUGUGGUUCCUGUCAGCACAGUCUCUCUGUUAGAUGACAAAGUUGUGCAGAAGUUAAGAGAAGUCAGACUAGCUGCCAGUGAUCUGGGAAUUCCCCAACUGGCCAUCCUCACCAAAGUUGAUCAAGCCUGUCCUGAGGUCAAAUCAAAUAUUCAGAACAUGUACAAGAGCAAGUACCUGAAGGAAAAGGUGGAACAAUUCAACGCGAGGCUGGGAAUUCCCAUCAAGUCCAUCUUUCUGGUGAAGAACUACGAGUCAGAAACCGACACAAGUGACGGCAUCAGUGGGCCGAUACUGACCGCACUGAGACAGAUGGUAACCCAAGGAGACAACUUCAUCCCAACCCAGUCGCCAGAGGAAAAUGUUGUCAUUUCAUGUUUCAGCUCAAUUUUACAUUACUUACCACAGCUUAUGCAUUAUUGUACAUUAACACCACAUGUAAAUGUAUCCUGCUGUGCUAAUGAAAACAAUGAAGGAAUAUAAACAUGGUAACACUUUACAAUAAGGGUACAUUAAUUCACAUUAGUUAAGGCAUUAUUAAGCCUGGUUACUAACAGUUAACUAAUGUGUCUCGUAAUCAUUUAUUAACGGUGUUCAUGUCAACUAUGGUAUUAAUUAAUACAUUAUUUAAGGAUGCUAUUAACAUUAGUUAAUGCAGUGAUACGCCUUAAUUAACAGAAAAUUCGUACAAAAAUGAACAUUAAGAAACCCUUAACAGAUGUCUCUUGUUAACAUUAAUUAAGGGUUUACAUGUUAAUUAAGCCUAUUAACUAAUAUUACUAAGUAUAUACUAAAUAUUACUGUUUGUUAAAGAUGUUCAUUUAGAUGCAUGUCUUGAGGUUCAUAGCUGAGUCAUGUCAUUAAGACAAAAGUGUUUGUUUUUAUUCAUAUUUAUUUAAGGUUAAUGACUGUUCACUUGUCCAUCCUCCAACUGGUGACUUAUUUUUGGUAAAGAUUGAGAUCAGUGUACCACACCAUGGUCUUCAAGUAGACGUUAGAUUGUUCCUUUAUCUUCAUGUAGACGUUCUUAACUUACAGCCUAACCUAUCAUUAUUGUUGAUGUUAUAUAAGCAUUACUUAACCAUGAUUAACCAUUCAUUAAUGCUCUGAAUAAGCCUUACUUAACCAUAAUAGACCAUUUAUUAAUGCUCUGAAUAAGCAUUACUGUUAGUACGUAUUUUCAUGGAUUCAUUCAUCUUGCUAAUUUUGUGGUGUUGAAAGAUCAGAAAGAGUUAUGCAAUUGUUGAAUUUGUUUUAACCAUACAUGUUCUUUUCCUUUAAUUAUCAUUUAAUCCAUUUAUCAUUUACUUCAUAUAUUUUAUUUUUCUUUUAUUAUUAUUUAAUCUUUUUAUCAUUUCAUUCAUAUGUCAUAUAGUCAAUACGACUUUUGUUUUCUUGGCUUUUACAUUUCCUGUCAAUCCUACACAUACCUGCGGUGCCUAUGCACCUGUGAGGUCAGGAUAAGUGUGCCAUACUUUGAGCAAAACCACAUACGAGUUCGUAGGUGUAUAGCGUUUUCUGCAAAUCUGUCUGGUUCACGGUCUUCAAGCUAAAACCACAUUUGAACUUAGUAUCAAGGAUAUAUCACGUUUCUACGAAUCUGCAUUGCUGAGGUUUUACAGAAUCUUGGAAAAAAGAGACCGUCUGGCUAUAAAAACGCUGUGGAAAAGCUGAUCGGGGUUCUUUUUUACUUUUCUAAAGGACUCCACGUUACUCUGACUUUUGAAUCCCCAUUUUGGGAUUUAGUCUCUGAGACCAAGAUCUUUUAAACCCUCAAGUGUCUACACUCUUGGGUUAAGACUUUUGUCUUUGUAUUUUGCUUUUUACAUUUUUAUAUUUUUACUUUUACUGUUUUGUAUUUGCAUUUGGAAUAUCAUUUGAAGUUUUUUAAUAAAUUUUCGGAACUUUUU